CGUGGAGGAGAAAGACGACGCAGCGGACAAAACACACAAUGGCGACAGCGGCUACAACUGCUGGCGGAACGGGCUCCGGCGGGCCGACUACCGGCCUUGUGGGCGGCGGUACUGCAGUCGGGCGAAAGAAAGACGGAGGACCGUCUACGAAGUUCUGGGAGAGUUCAGAUACGGUCUCGCAGUUGGAGACGGUGCGGCUGUGGAUCGGAAAGCACUACAAGAAGCAUGUCCAGAAUGACUCCCCCUCCAGUAAAUCCUUGGCGGGUCUUGUGGUCCAGCUGUUGCAGUUCCAGGAGGAUGCGUUUGGACGCAGGGUCAACAAUCCUGCUCUUACAAAGCUCCCUGCCAAGUGUUUCAUGGACUUUAAGGCGGGAGGUGCUCUGUGCCACAUCCUCGGAUCUGUGUACAAGUUUAAGAGUGAGCAGGGAUGGAGAAGAUUUGACCUGCAGAAUCCCUCCCGGAUGGACCGGAACGUGGAGAUGUUCCUAAAUGUAGAGAAGAACCUGGUCCAGAAUAAUUGCUUGACUCGGCCCACUGUCUACCUGUCUCCCGACAUCGAGCAGAAACAAGCCAGUAAGCUCAAAGACAUCAUCAAGAGGCACCAGGGUUCUAUGACUGACGAUAAGUCAAAGGCCACUCACCACAUUUAUCCCUCUCCAAGCCACCAAGAAGAAGAGGAGUGGUUUCGCCCCGUCAUGAGGAAAGACAAGCAGGUGCUCGUGCACUGGGGUCUUUAUCCAGACAGCUAUGACACCUGGGUGUCCGCCAGCGAGGUGGACAGUGACCCGGAGGACCCGCCCAGCGCCGACAGACCCUGGAAGGUCCACGUCAAGUGGGUGUUGGACACGGACGCCUUCAAUGAGUGGAUGAACGAGGAAGACUAUGAAGUGGACGAGAACAAGAAGCCGGUCUGCUUCCGCCAGAAGAUCUUCCCCAAAGAGGAGGAGUCUUCCCGUACACCCGAUCGCAAGGAGCGCAAGGCCAACUCCGCCGGCAAGAAGAGGAGGCGCUCGCCCUCGCCGCCCAGCACGCCCGCCGAGUCUCGCAAGAAGGGAGGCAAGAAGGGAAACCCGGGGCCUCACUGGAAACGCCGCGGCCACCGAGGCGAAGAGGAAGACACCGAGGAGGACAUGACCAAGGACCUGGACGACUCGUCCGCCGGCGCCAGCCUGGAGGAGGGCGGCAUGUCCAAAAGUGCAAAUUCAAAGAAAGACAGCGAGAACACCCCCGUCAAAGGAGGGAAUGUGGCCGACUUGGAUGACAUGGAAGACGACUCUGUGCUGUCUGGUGGGAAGGACGACGAUGAACAAGGCAAAGGUGAAGUGAACCGUCUGAUGGACGCCGGUGAGGACAACGUGACCGAGCAGACGCACCACAUCAUCAUCCCCAGCUACGCCGCCUGGUUCGACUACAACUGCAUCCAUGAGAUUGAGAGGAGAGCCCUGCCUGAGUUUUUCAAUGGGAAGAACAAGUCCAAAACUCCAGAAAUAUACCUGGCCUACCGCAACUUCAUGAUCGACACGUACAGGCUCAACCCUCAGGAGUACCUCACCUCCACCUCCUGCCGCAGGAACCUGACCGGAGACGUCUGCGCCAUCAUGAGGGUCCAUGCCUUCCUGGAGCAGUGGGGUCUGGUGAACUACCAGGUGGACUCGGAGAGUCGCCCCCUCCCCAUGGGCCCCCCGCCGACGCCCCACUUCACGGUGCUGGCCGACACGCCGUCCGGCCUCAUCCCCCUCAACCACAGACCCCCUCCGAUUCCUCCUCCACAGCCGAUGCCCAACUUUGCAGACAAAGGGAAAGACAAACCCAUCGACCUGCAGAACUUUGGCCUUCGUCCCGACCUCUACAAGAAGAACGCCAAGGGUAAACCAGUGAGCACCACCAGAGAAUGGACCGAGCAGGAGACUUUACUCCUGCUGGAGGCUCUGGAGAUGUACAAAGACGACUGGAACAAAGUGUCGGAGCACGUCGGCUCGCGCACCCAGGACGAGUGCAUCCUGCACUUCCUGCGGCUGCCCAUCGAGGACCCGUACCUGGAGAGCACGGAGACCACCCUGGGCCCGCUGGCCUACCAGCCCAUCCCCUUCAGCCAGUCCGGGAACCCCGUCAUGAGCACCGUCGCCUUCCUCGCCUCUGUUGUCGACCCCAGAGUGGCUUCUGCUGCUGCCAAGGCAGCACUUGAGGAGUUCUCUCGUGUGCGUGAGGAGGUUCCCGCCGAGCUGGUCGAGGCUCACGUGAAGAAGGUGCAGGAGGCGGCGAGGAGCACGGGCAAAGUGGACCCCGCCUUCGGCCUGGAGAGCAGCGGCAUCGCCGGGACGGCGCCCGAGGAGCCGGAGAAGACAGAAGCAGCAGAGCCAGAAAAGAUGGACACUGACUCGGACUCCCAGCAGGCCGAUAAGGCCGAGCUGAAGGACGAGGCGGAGAAGCCCAGCGAGUCGGCAGAGAAGAGCGAGAAGACGGAGACGACGGAGAAGGUGAAGAAGGAAGGAUCCGAGGCCUCGGAGCGCGAGGAGGAGAGCGAAGAGGGAGGAGAGGCCAAAACCUCCCCAGCAGACAAAGACAAAGAGGAGGCGAUGGAAACGUCGUCCUCGGAGCAGGAGAAGGAGAAGGAGGAGAAGGCGGCCCCAGAGGAAGGAGACGACAAGAGGAAGAAGCUGGAGCACGAUAUCGGCGAGGGAAACAUCGCCACGGCGGCCGCAGCCGCCCUGGCGUCCGCCGCCACCAAGGCCAAGCACCUGGCGGCAGUAGAGGAGAGGAAGAUCAAGUCCCUGGUGGCUCUGCUGGUGGAGACGCAGAUGAAGAAGCUGGAGAUCAAACUGAGGCACUUCGAGGAGCUGGAGACCAUCAUGGACCGCGAGAAAGAAGCCUUGGAGCUUCAGAGGCAGCAGCUGCUCACCGAGCGGCAGGCGUUCCACAUGGAGCAGCUCAAAUACGCCGAGAUGAAGGCGCGGCAGCAGAUGGAGCAGCAGGCCGCCGCCGCCGCUGCAGCAGCCGCCGCCGCCGCCGCCGCCGCCCAGGGGCAGGGCCAGGCGCCGGGAUCCGGACCCCACUCGGGCCCGCCUCCACCCGGCAUGCACCCCGGAGGACCCCCGCCUCACCACGGAGGACCGCCUCCUCACCACGGAGCGCCGCCUCCACACCACGGAGGACCCCCGCCGGGCGCCGCCAUGCACCCGGGAUACCCCCCGAUGGGCCACCACCCGAUGGCCCCCCACCACCCGGGACAGACAGGACCCAUGGGGCCCGGACAGCCCAUGCCCGGACGCAUGAUGGCCGGCCCGCCCUCCGCCGGCCCCCCUCCCGGCGGCAUGCCCCCCAUGAUGCCCCCGCGCCACCCCGGAGCUCCCAACGGCAUGUACCCCGGUCCGCCUCCCGCUCAGCCGGAGGCCAUGCCGCCUGCUCCCGUGGGUCCUCCGCCGCCCCCCAGUGGAAGAGUGGCUGACAACUGAGAGACACACACACGCGCGCACACACGCGCGCACACACACACACACACACACACACACACACACACACACACACCCAACUGUUUUGUCAUCAGCCCCUUUUGACGGCUUUUGCUAGUGGCUCAAUUUUUCCCCUCAACACUCAAAGUAAUAAACUUCAGAACCGGACCCACACACACACACACACACACACACUCAGGGUUCAGUGGCCAAGGUAACCCGUUGCUAAACACACACACACACACACACACACACACACACACAAGCAGACUUCCUCUCAGGGCACAGCGGCAAGGGUCGUGUAGUAAUAAACACUGUUUUCUGCUCUGUGGGGCCGAUGGAGGCUGCAGAGAACGAAACCAAGGAGACAGAAGAGGUUUUAAAACACUGUCUUCCCCCCCAACCCCCAUCCACACACCCCACCCUCAACCCUCCCUCGCUCUUUGAAAAUACACUGUAACUCCCCCAUUAAACACACACACACUCUCUCAUCUGGUUCCUCCCUCUCUAAGACAAACACUAGAGGGAGCUAGUGAGCGGGGGGACGGUUACAAAUGCGAAUAUGAGUGUGUGUAUGCACAGAACAAGCCGAGCUGUUACACACACGCGCGCACACACACAUACACGGAGGAUCCAGCCUGCACUCACUCUUGCCCAGUCGAGUAUCUACCUCUCGCUCCUCUUUAAAUGAUACACUGUAGUUGUGUGUGUGAGUGUGUGUGGUGUGUGUGUGUGCGUGUGAUGGCGGCGUGUGCCUUGUCUGAGUUCUACAGUCGGGUGUGUUCACGAGCAUCAGAAGUAAUAAGGCGAGGAGCGAACACACACACACACACACACCCCCACCCCUGCUGUGAAGCAGCUCCCUCUGUUUCCUUAACUCAGACGCAGCAGUGAAGACGAGAAGAGGAAACUCCUCGCUGCACUCGAAGCGUCGAGCGUGUCCAGAAAAGUUCCACUUACGUCGUGAAUUAAAGGUUAAAGGUCAAACUGCUGUUAAACCAGCUGUUCACUGAUCUGACUGAAGUGAACGAGCGGCUGUGAAUUAAUCAUGUUGACUCCGACAGGACUCGUUUUCUGACCGGCCCGUUGAGACGCUCGUGGCUCGGCAACAAAGAUAUUGAUCAAUAACACCGAUUUAUAUUGAUUUUAUAUGCGGUUGAUCAAUCGCCUGUUGCUCCGAGUCGAUAGUUUUCCCAUUAAUUAACUUUAUUUUGAGAAGAAUUUAAUGACAAUAAUUGUACACUAAUGGACACACAAACACACACACUCACACACUCACUCUUGUAUACAGAAAUGUGAGCUAAGCUGAGGCCAACACUGGAGAUGACACACACUCGGACUCAGCCAGACCCCGCCACUGAAGCACUGGACCACCACACACACACACACACACACACACACACACACACACACACACAGAGUCUGGGCUUCACUCUGAAGCCUCCUGGGCUCGGUGGGCUUCUCGGUGUGUUUUCGGUGCUGAUACUGUAGCACUCGCCCUCCUCCCUCCCUCCACUCUGCUCCGCCUCCUCCCGCCCGGCGCCACCUACCUCGCUAACACACCCCGCCCCGCCCGCCUCUUUAAAACUCAGAAAUAUCUGCGUUUCCAUGUCUCCACCCACAUCGGUUUGAGACUCGUCGGUUUCAGUUUGACGUUGAAAUGAGCCGCGAGGCUUUCGGCUGGAAUGCAAAUUAACAACGAAAAGCCAAGCGAUUCACAAAUGACCGAAUCUGGUGAAGUCUUGGAACUGUGUGUUUCAAAACCAGCUGUUGGUGAACUGCUGAGUGAGUUUUAUUGGAGCGCCUCCCUCCUCCUCUCUGCUAGCACUGUUAGUAUCUCUGCUACCUCUUCCUCGCUCGUUUGCUCGCUACCUCUUCUAGAAAUCUUCCUCUCGGCUCUCUGGCUACCUCUGCUCCCCCUCGCUACCUCUCCUUCCUUUUACUUACCCCUCUUUUGUAAUUUUUCUUCUCUUUUCCGCCGCCUGCGUGACUGCUGCAUCAACCGACUGUUGCCGUCUUCUCCCCGAAGAAGAAAACACACACACACACUCACACACACACAGUCAUCCACCGGCGCGCUCGUUCACCGUGCCCUCGUUUCCAUUCGACAUCCUACCAGGCUUAUGAUCCCCUAAAUAUUGAAUAUGACAGGACCCCCUCCUCUGUCUCUCACACACACAAAUACACACACACACACAUAUUAUCUUUAAUCGAUGCUUUGUGUUAAUGUAUUUUUAAGGAGAAGUUUUGUGUAGAUGGACAUUAUCUCUGUUCUUUGUAGCAUUUGUUUUUGCUUUUUGUUUUUUUUCUUUUUUUUUAUUUUGUAUGGGGUCUGUUGGUACUUGGACCUAGAAACUGUCGAAUAAACUGUGUUUUGUACGAGA
Salarias fasciatus (jewelled blenny) is the source of this 5833-nucleotide messenger RNA. RefSeq names its product SWI/SNF related BAF chromatin remodeling complex subunit C1a (gene smarcc1a). Gene Ontology annotation, molecular function: protein binding. The transcript is spliced from 28 exons. The record is from RefSeq and is a predicted model, not a curated record. Bases 39 to 3452 code for a protein of 1137 amino acids. Gene Ontology annotation, biological process: cell projection morphogenesis. NCBI's taxonomy places the organism in Eukaryota, Metazoa, Chordata, Actinopteri, Blenniiformes, Blenniidae. Gene Ontology annotation, cellular component: synapse.